GGACCUUCUUGUCCAAGGUGCCUUCAUGCUCAUGGAGAGCCACAAGAGGCAGUAUCGGGAGAUAGCUCGUCUGAAAGAGCUGGAGCAGAAAGCUGCCUCGGACGAUGAGGCGGUAGCUUGCUUGGAUCGGCUCCGGGAGGAUGCCAAGGCCUUGCAACAGAGGGCCGACGAGGCCGCUGCAGCCAGGGACGAUGCCCUGGCCAAACUCGAGGAGAGCCAGAGGGCGCUUGAGGCCGAACGACGCAAAAACGAUGAAGCCAUGAAGGCGAAAGCUGAGGCCGAGGCUGCCGCUGUGAAGGCUGCUGAUGAGGCCGUUAAGCAGUUCCUGGCCGAGGGGUGGAGGGCCGAUGAGCGGCUCUCCUGGUGCUAUAUGAGGUGGUGGCCGCUAAGCUUGAAGAUUGGGGGAUGAACUCCCCCGCCGGCCAGGAGUAUUUUAGCAGGGAGAUGGCCGUGUACUAUAACAUGGGCCAGGAGCGGAUGCAGAGGCUCCUGUGUCGGCGGCUAUCUCGUGCUCUUAAGGCCAUGAAUUAUACUUCCGGGUGGGCUAGACGGAACUUGAAGCUUCC
Molecule: messenger RNA, 566 nt
Organism: Cuscuta europaea
Lineage: Eukaryota; Viridiplantae; Streptophyta; Magnoliopsida; Solanales; Convolvulaceae
Source: the annotation of a GenBank genome assembly